This is a messenger RNA of Encephalitozoon hellem ATCC 50504, 630 nucleotides long. RefSeq lists its product as uncharacterized. Bases 1 to 630 code for a protein of 209 amino acids. The record is from RefSeq and is a predicted model, not a curated record. The transcript has a single exon. Lineage: Eukaryota; Fungi; Microsporidia; Unikaryonidae.
AUGAAAUUUAGGUUUGUUAUAUUCCAGGUUAUUUUUGUUGCAGCUCUUUGCUCUGGGUUACCCUGCCAUAGCGAGAAUUGUAGUCCAGUUGCCAUCAAAAAGCAGCCUUUAGUAAAGGAAGGUGCAGGUGUUUUGCCUUCUUCUACAGAAGGAGGUGCUUCUUGCUCUAGUACUGAGGAAAGUCUAGGGUCCUUAGCUUCCUUGGAAGGGCCCAACCCUGCCGUGGAGGAAAGCCUAGAAGGUGUUUCUAAUAUUAAGGAGGAAGAAGUUCAUGAUGCUCAAGAAGAGGAGUCCCAAGAAGCAGAAGAGGAGUCUCAGGGAUUGGAAGAGGAAAUUCAAAAAACAGAGGAGAUGUCUCGAGAAUUAGAAGAGAUGAUUCAAGAAGUAGACAAGAUGACCCAGGAGGUAGAAGAGAUGAUUCAAGAAGAAAUAGGAGAAAUGUCUCGGGAAUCAGAAGAAGAGGUUCAAGAAGCAGAAGAGGAGUCUCAAGAGUCAGAAGAAGAAAAAACUCAAGAAGUACAGGAGGAGCCUCAGGAGUCAGAAGAAGAAGUUCAAGAAGCAGAAGAGGAGUCAGAGGAAAUGAGGUUAAAGAAACGCAAGGAAGACCUCGCAAAUCAGAAGUGUGAGUGA